Molecule: messenger RNA, 2027 nt
Organism: Eleginops maclovinus (Patagonian blennie)
Lineage: Eukaryota; Metazoa; Chordata; Actinopteri; Perciformes; Eleginopidae
Gene: nxph1
Product: neurexophilin 1
Exons: 2
Coding region: 145-966 (273 amino acids)
Molecular function (GO): signaling receptor binding
Source: RefSeq, a predicted model, not a curated record
CAGACCGAGCGCUCCCUCUGCCGCGUCCGCGUCAAACCUCUCCAUCAGGAACCUGCGUCCGCACCUGGAUUAACUCUCUGCACCACCACCAUGCGGUGCGCUGUGUGUUUUCCUGCGGGUCUGUGAGGCUGUGCGCGUGGAUCUAUGGACCGCAGCGCGUGGACUCUGAGCUCCGGGAGGAUGAGGGGGGUGUGUUUGUGCGCCGCGCUCUGUCUGGUUGCCCACGCCUCAAAGUCGGAGAUCGUGAAGUCGGGAAGCCCCAAGUCCACAUUAAAGCACAUAUGGACAGAAAGCAGUAAGGACAUGUCCAUCAGUAGGCUGCUGUCACAGACUCUCCACGGCAAAGAGAACAGCACAGCCUUGGACCUCCGCUACGACACCCCCGAGCCCUACUCCGAGCAGGACCUGUGGGACUGGCUGAGGAACACCACGGACCUGCAGGACUCGCGGCCCAGGGCCAAGCGGCGGCCGAUGGUCAAGACGGGCAAGUUCAAAAAGAUGUUCGGCUGGGGGGACUUCCACUCCAACAUCAAGACGGUCAAACUCAACCUGCUGAUCACCGGCAAGAUCGUGGACCACGGGAAUGGCACCUUCAGCGUCUAUUUCCGCCACAACUCCACGGGCCAGGGCAACGUGUCCGUCAGCUUAGUCCCGCCCACCAAGGUAGUGGAGUUCGACGUGGCGGCGCAGCAGUCCGUCAUCGACGCCAAGGACUCCAAAUCCUUCAACUGCCGCAUCGAGUACGAGAAGGUUGAGAAGGGCGCCAAGAACACGCUCUGCAACUUUGACCCAUCCAAGACCUGCUACCAGGAGCAGACCCAGAGCCACGUCUCCUGGCUCUGCUCCAAACCCUUCAAAGUCAUCUGCAUCUUCAUCUCCUUCUACAGCACCGACUACAAGCUGGUGCAGAAGGUGUGCCCGGACUACAACUACCACAGUGACACGCCCUACUUCCCGUCCGGCUGAUGUUCCCGCGCACUCGCACGCUGGGAAAAGCGGACGAGUGGAGCACGGACUGGAGCUUCUACCCAUCCCGGAGAGGAGUGUGUGUUAGCCGAACUGUCCCUGAACAUGUCCACUCCAGAGAGUCAAACCCCCAAUGAUUACCCAACGUCAUGAAUCCUGCAGAGAACGGUUUCUUUGAACGGUUAGAAGCUGGAACAACGGACUGCUAAAGAAUGUUAGAGUUGUAUUCCUGAGUUUAGUUGUGUCCCUGUUGGAGAUGUGUAGGCAGCAGGACGUGUCGUCCUGUUCUGAUUGUUAUCAUUAUUAGCCCUUUGUUUGCUUUAGGUUCUCUCAUUUUGAAACUGGAUGUUAUUAACACCCUAUGUUCACAUACUUCAGACACAAUGCAUUCUCUCUCUCCGGACAUCUGGACUGUUUGCCUCUGCUGUGCUGUUAACGCUCUGCAGUUUAUCCUGGAAAACAUCCUUAAUUAAAAGAAUAAAAAAUAAAAUCAGGAUUUUUUACGAAACCCUGCAAGGCAACUGAAGAGGGGAUGUAAAUGUUAGUGAGGUCUGUUCACACUUCUUCCUCCAUUAGGAGAGAACAUGCGUUCAUUCGCUCAGAUAUAAAACUGUCAAUCUAUCAAAAAACACGUGGAGUUUAUUCUCAGCUGAUUGAAAGUCGGGUCACCUGAUUGGUUGACGAUCAGCGGGUCAUGCGCGGGGGAUGGGGCUUGCUCAUUGUCACUUAAUAUAUCAAAUGUAAUGUAUUGAAUUCUAUAUCUUAGAGCCUAAUUUGUAAGAAUGGUUUGUAUUGUACAUAGUUUAUCCCGAUGGCGCUGCUUCUGUACAUGCCCCCCAUGAGCUGUGUGUCCCCCCCCUCUUGCUAACUCCUCUUGUUCACUCCAUUUAUGCUCGUUCUUGGUUCCUAACAAAGAACAUGAUGUUGCUGCCCUAGAUGUGAAUUUCUUGAAACCAUCUCUCCUGUACAGAAGCUGUAAAACUUACUAAAUAUAUUAAAAAGUAUUCAGUGAAUUUUUUCUUUAUUGGGGGGACGGUGGGGGUUGGAUAUGUACAUAUUAA